CUUCCCUAAGAAGUGAAACUAAGGAAACUUCCGGGUUGGGUCUGACUGUGUUUCGGGUAAAAAUCCCACGUUUUGUCGCUUUUCUGGACGCCAGAGCAGCACUGCACGGACGGACAUGUGUUCGAACUACCACACUGGCUGUUGCAAGAAAUGUAAACCAUGAUGGGAGACAACGGCCCAUCCAACCAAAACUCUACUUUCAUCUACGACACUGCUGUGUAUUACGAUGAAUCUGACCAAAGAAGGGAGGACAUACAAAAGUAUAGAGACAAACUCGAACAUAACAAAUGGGGGUUUUCAGUAUGCGACCCAUACCGAGACGGGCACGGAGAACGGAUGAAACGGUUCAAGCAGUCGUUUAUAGACAGCCGCCACGCCAUAGUGUUUCUCUCACCAGACGUACUGGAACGAAUGAACAAAAACCUUGAAGACGCCGUAGAAUUUAAGAUGGGUACGUUUUUGUCUGGGAUUCUGGAAAGCCACGACCUGAAGCUGAAGAGAAGACUCAUUCCCAUUGUGUUUGAAAGUGACGACAGGAAUUUCCAGAAACCUUUUCUUCUGAGCGACUUCAGUAUUCUGUGUCCAGGGAAGAAAGGGUUUUACAGACACCUGUACAGAUCACUGAGCAAGCUGUCGGGCCCUGACACCAUCACGCAGAGGCAGAUCCGACAGAAGGUUGAUGCGAUGGGCAGAGACAGAUACACAGACAGAGUUGUUACUGGGGUGGCACAUGGACUUGAGAUACCAGAAGAAGUCCUGGAAGACAUCCUACAGGAAUAUGGAGGACACAAGGCCAUGCUGAUAGAGACUGUGGAGUGUUGGAGGUUACGCCAUGGGCCUGAUGCGACUGCCACUAUUUUGGACCGUGUCCUGGAAAGAUGUACCACUACACCUCAACAAGUAGCUGACCUACCACCACAGAGCCUUGUGAGGACACAUAUCACUGAGGAACCCUCUUCUAUGAUUCCCAUUCAGCGACAGACAACCACCAGUGAAGUUCAAGGAGCUGCACAUGAACUUGAUGCAGCUCUGAACAUUGAUGUGGAAAACCUGACAGUUCACUCAGGAGAAGCCCAACUGCAUGGACUGGAAGUUUCCUCAGAAUCAGAACCUGCUAACGAUGCAGCUGAAGCACCUGGCACUGAUGGAGAAGAGCAGACAGAAGGAGCACAACCUCCCCCAGAACCUGAACCUGCUGAUGAUACAGCUGAAGCUCCUGGCACUGAUGGAGAACAGCAGACAGGUGCUACAGAAGGAAGCCAACCUCCCCCAGAACCUGAACUCGCUAAUGAUACAGCUGAAGCUCCUGGCACUGAUGGAGAACAGCAGACAGGUGCUACAGAAGGGGCCCAACAUUCCCCAGAACCUGGUUAG
Messenger RNA from Branchiostoma floridae (Florida lancelet), 1374 nucleotides. RefSeq lists its product as uncharacterized. The transcript is spliced from 9 exons. Lineage: Eukaryota; Metazoa; Chordata; Leptocardii; Amphioxiformes; Branchiostomatidae. The record is from RefSeq and is a predicted model, not a curated record. Bases 160 to 1374 code for a protein of 404 amino acids.